CACGGCGAAAAAAGUCAUACACAUUUUUUUCCAUCGCGCAAGCCGGAGCUCUAUAGGGACCAAAUCGCCUUGGAUCACCCUAUCUACCGUCGCACUCCGGCGUUUAAUUUAUCAACCAGAGACUUUGAUGGAAUAUGCACCUGCGUCAAUAAUUGUUUUGACUUUCUAGUCUUGCGCAGACCCCGGACGGCAUCGGACGCGACGAAGCUCAUCACGCGAGACGCCAUCCUCAAGUCGACCAUAUUCUUCAACCAGACCAGAUUUUAUCAUCACUAUUUAAAUCAUGGUCACGUUUUCUCUUCCCGGCGAUGCUGAUUCGUCCUCAGCUGCGACAGCCACCCCUCGAGCUCGCGCUCCAUUGCCGUUCGCCAACCGCGCGUAUGCUGCCUCCCCUUACGGAGCGAGGCCAUCGAGACACGCUGGCACACCGACGGCAUCAUCAUCGCGCAAGACAUUGACGACACGCGAUGAUGUACCGGCCAGUAGCAUCAAUAAAUCAUCAAUGUCUGCUGCCCGCAAUAUUUUCCGGGCCUCUACCUUACCCGACAGCCCACCAUCCAACAACAUGCCGUUUUCGCCGGCUCUCCCACAAAGCACUAUGAAGCGAGUCUUCGCGCCGGGAGCGACUCCAGAACCGUCACGCGUUUUUCGAGCCUCUACUGCACAGGCGACACCCCGCGGCAUGGCUGCCAAGUCGAUAGAAAAGGACCUGUUCCCAAUGAGAAUCGCAUCACCGCCGCGCGAGCUCACUGGAGAGCUGCUGGCUCAGAAGGUGCCAAAGGAAUGGAACUCGAAAGGCUCGAUAUAUGCAGACCAGUUCUUAUCCCAUCUCUGCCCGCCUGAACUCGAUGAGGAACAGCGCCGACAAUUCUUCUGCAUUCUUGAUCUCCGCAGGUUGAAAUAUGCCGCCAACGAAAUCUUUGCAAAGAAAGACUGGAAACUUAAUGUCAUCAACUUUGCUAAGGAAUUCGAGAAGAGCCGAAGCAUCAUUUUACUUCGGUAUGGUCUUUACGAAUUCCAGAAUGUUAAGCCCUCUAAAGAGGUACUGAAGCGUUGGCGUCGCGAACAUGGCCUUCCUGAACCGGAGGAAGAGUCUGAGACACCAACACCCACAAAGCCAACUGCUUCAAAGAAGCGAAAGGCAGAUGGCGAGCUGCCGAAGGAAGCUGAAUCUGGAGAAGCUUCUGCCGUUGCAAAGCGCCGCGUCACUGAAAAGCCCACCGAGCCCGCCCCAAGCCUGGCUCCGUCUUCUAAUGCGGUUUUGGGCAAGCACAAGAGAGGCCCAUCGAUGGAUGAUGGUGAUGAGCCCACUGGAAAGUCUUCACGACCUGCUCCAUCGGCUGCGAAAUCUCUUUUUGAAAAGAUUGCCAAUAAGACCUCCGAACAGACCAAGGCGUCUGAUUCCGAGACCGCCAAACCUGUUCUAUUCAACGCAAACAAGCCCACAAGCUCGGGUGGUCUUGUGCGCUCCGUUUUUGAUAACCUGAAGUCAGGAGCUUCUAAUACCCCAACACCUAGCACCGAAAAUAUCUUUGGCUAUCUUUCAGACACAAACUCUGCGCGUAAUAGUGGCGUUGAGGCGGAUGCUGAAAGUGACUCUGAGUCUGAGGAAGUAGAGAGCCCUGUUCCUGCAGACACCGCCGCGACACAAGCUCCCUCAGUUGCCAAGCCCGUAUCGUCUCUAUUCGCCCCCAAACCGGCCGCACCUAUUGGUGACGAUGAUUUGUCAACUGCUCCUGGUACACGCGAAAGCACUCCUGGUCGCAGCCUUUUUGAAAGAGUUACCAAGGGAACCGAUGGACAGCCAGUACGCGCAUCCAGUGACGUCGAGGGUCCAGCAGAGAAGGCUGGAACUGAUCGAACAUGGAAUCCUACUACAACACCAUUAAAGUUCGCUCCUACCGCCCCCGCAGCUUCUACAUCUUUGUUUAAGCAACCGGCAGCGACUGCAGCAAAAUCUACACCUGCUUCUAGCUUGUUUGGCGCUGCUACCACCACAACAGACGAGUCGGCAACACCAUCAGCCACCAACGAUUCUGGUAAAGAUGGGGAUGAAUCGGAUAAGGAGAACGAAUCUCAGCCUGCUAGCAAGAGCCUCUUUGGUGCAAAGCCGUCUGCUCCUACAUCUGCGGCCCAGCAACCUCUAGGCUCUCUGUUUCAAAGCAAACCUGCUGAAAAGGAAACACAGCCGGCCGCUACUCCCAGCCUAUUUGGAGGAGCCACACCAACCACAACGUCCAACAUCUUUGGCAAUGGCAAUGCUGCAACAUCAACACCAGCCACCAGUGCCACGUCUCUCUUUGGGAAUGCCGGUUCAUCAACAGCAGCAGCAACUAAACCAACAUCUUUGUUUGGAAAUGCUGCACCAAAAGCUGACCAGCCUACACAGGCUGCUCCAACAUUCUCGUUUGGUCAAGCCUCGACUGCCACGCCAUCUGCACCAGCAACCACCUCAAGCACCCCAGCUUUUACGGGGCUGUUUGGCAAUUCCUCCGCUACAUCAAAACCCGCGCCUGAAACAACCACACCGGCUGUUAGCGAUGCGCCUGCUCCCUCUCCGGCGCCGACCUUCAGUUUUGGUGCAAACACCACUACUUCAGCCAGCAUUACCGCACAGAAGCCCCUUUUCGGUGCUCCUAAGUCUCCUGCAGCCUCAGCACCUACCAAUUUGUUUGCCGGAAGUCCUAUGAAGCAGGAUGAGGCCUCACCAGCGAAGAAGCCCAUGAAUACCGUCACAACAAGUGCAUCACUCUUUAGCUUCGGAAGCAACAAUGCCACACCUUCUGCUGCUCCUGUAUUUGGUGGCGCUACCAGCAAUGGCACCAACAAUGCUGGCAACUCAUUCGGUAGUGCCACUACAAAUGUGAAUCCCGGAAAUUCCUUUGGCUUCAACUUUGGAGCGGGAGGUAGUGGAGGUAGCUUCAACAACCCAUUCGCUUCGGCUAGCGGAGCAAAUGCUGAGAACAAAACGGCCGCCCCCUCAACUGGUUUCUCAUUUACAGCUGGGUCAAACCCGUCACCUGCACCUAGCACCUCCUUCCAAUUCGGCGCCAACACUACACCAGCUGGGGGCUCCAUGUUUGGAGCAAAUACCACCAACAACGGAGCAGCAAACUCUUUUGGAGGCUUCUCGGCUAAUGCUGCGCCGACAUUCAACUUUGGUGCGCAAUCGGCUCAGUCUUCCAUGACAGGCAAUGCCUUCGGGUCGAACACAGCCGCACCCACAUUUGGUAGCAGCUUGCAGCCGCCAGCUGGUGGCUCCUCAACCACCGGGACAAGUAAGUCCUCCUUUCCGAACCGGAAGAUUGCGCCGCUAAAGCGACGGCUGUAGACUCGCCUCUCAACCUUGCCGGAGGAUCUAGCUUGGCAACAACGCCAGCUACCGGCACUCCUGAGCCGUCAGCGAAAACCGACGCUGGUAGUGGCGGAGCCGAUGAAGAAGAUGGAGAGAAGCAUGAGCAAAUCAACCUCACCGAGGGCGAUGAAACGGACGAGGAGACCGUGCAUGAAGUACGUGCGAAGGUUCUCAAGUUUAGUCCUGGUGAUAAGGAGGAUGGGGACGAUAAAGCAAAGUCAAAAAGCCCAUGGGCUACUAUGGGAGUCGGUCCACUCCGUUUACUCAAACACAAAGAGAAGGGAACCGUACGACUGCUGCUACGAGCAGAGCCCAGAGGACACAUUGCUAUCAAUCGAUCUCUACUGCCCAACUUGAACUACAAGUCGGACGAAAAGUAUGUACGAUUAGCAACCUCAAAUGAGAACGGCGACGGCAUGGAGACAUGGAUGAUCCAGGUAAAGACCAAGGAUCUCGCCAAGUCUCUUGCCGAAGCCCUCGAGGAUAAUAAGGCAAGUAACAAAACAGAUUAAAGGGUUAGGCAUUUGAUUAUAAUAUAUUGGCUUCUUUGCAAGUAAAAUUUGGAUACUCUCUCUGUAUAAAUGUGUCAAGUAAUUGAAAUACGGACGCGA
Messenger RNA from [Torrubiella] hemipterigena, 3966 nucleotides. NCBI's taxonomy places the organism in Eukaryota, Fungi, Ascomycota, Sordariomycetes, Hypocreales, Clavicipitaceae. The record is from the annotation of a GenBank genome assembly.